Messenger RNA from Filobasidium floriforme, 942 nucleotides. RefSeq lists its product as uncharacterized. Lineage: Eukaryota; Fungi; Basidiomycota; Tremellomycetes; Filobasidiales; Filobasidiaceae. The coding region runs from base 123 to 890 and encodes 255 amino acids. The transcript has 6 exons. The record is from RefSeq and is a predicted model, not a curated record.
CGUUCGCAGUCGAGGAAACGUUCUGCUCUCAGAUCGCGGACAUUCACCUUCUUAUAAUCAAAUGUCACGCUUGGAUGAUCUGACAGGCUGACCUUCGACGUCUCAUUACUGAACUGGAAGUCAUGGCCAACUCGGUAGAAAAAUCGCCAGGGUCGAUUGCCGACACCGCUCAUGACCUCCGUGUCGGACUCAACUCUGUCUUGGAAGAAAGCGUGGAUACGGUGAAAAAGAACGUUAGCAUCAUGGACGAAGAGUACUUUACACCUACCAGCACCAAAGUACAGGAUUUUGCCGAAAAGAACCCGGUAGUCUUUAUAUUCCUGGCUGUAUUCGGCUUCCUCUCGAUCUUCCCCAUCCUCUUUGCUUUGGGUUUCAUCGCUUUGUGCAUGAGCAUGGCUAUCAUCGGGACCGUCAUGUUCCUUCUAGCUGUGCUCGGAUUUGUGCUGCUCCUCACUAGCUUCGUGCUUACCCCUAUCUUGAUCAUCACGACGAGCAUCGCCAUGUUCACCACCGGCUGUCUGAUCGGUCUUUUCCUGGCCACCCGACUCUAUAUUCUUACCCGUGAUGCCGACUUUUCGCUGGCUAUCGGUUUGCAACGAUGGUUCGAAGAGACCAAGAGUCGGAUCUUGCGAAUGAUCCCUGCACAACCUGUCGAGGUUAAACAGGUCGUGAUCCAUGGUUCGGAGGCGGAGACCGGGGAAGAAGGAGAAAUCGAUGUCAAGAGGGUCGAGUUGCAAUUGAUGAACGGAAACAUCAAAAAGGAAGUCGAUAACGUGGCGGUGGUGGUUGACGAAAAAGCAGAUGGACGGGUGAAAGCGCAAACAGAUGGACAUUCUACGCGACAAGAAGGGGAGACGUAUGCAGAAGUAGCUCACGCUAUGACGGCGUAGAUGCGACGGGAUAUAUGAUCAAGAGGCCCGAUCUGUCUAGUUUGCCGCGGAG